CUCCAAAUAAAAAUACAAAAAAAAAAAAUAUAUAUAUAUAUAUAUAUAAAAGAAAAAUUAAAGCAUUUCAUUAAUCAUUAGACACAAAUUAAUUGUCGCUUGCUUGGUGCCCUGACUCUGAGAUCCAUACUCAAUUCCCUAUUUCCCCACCCAAUCAACGAAGAAGGACUGAAUAUUUUUCUGGUCAAUUAAACAAAACAAAACACAUAGAAAUAAGGAAAAAAAAAAGAAAAAAAGAAGAAGCAAACAUCAAUGGCGUCAACGGAGGGGCUGGUGCCUAUAACUAGGACUUUCCUGGCUUCUUUCUACGACAAGUACCCUUUUGCCCCUCUCUCUGACGACGUCUCUCGCCUUUCCUCUCAGAUUCGCUCUAUCGCUAACGAUUUGCUCACUUAUCUUCCACCCUCUCAAGGUGAUAGCAUAUUGAUCCAAGAAGCAGACAGUGAACCUCCCCAUAAAAUCGAUGAGAACUUGUGGAAGAAUCGAGAACAUAUUGAAGAGAUUCUAUUUUUACUUGAAAGAUCUCAUUGGCCAUCAGCUCUCCAGCAGCAAUCAACACCGGAUGAUGCUGAACUUGCUAAAGUUUUUGGACAACUCAAACAUAAAUUUCAAAACAUUUUGAAGAUUUUGGAGUCAUUCCAAGCUAAGAAUUCCGAGCGCGUGUUCAAUACAGUUAUGACGUACAUGCCUCAAGAUUUUCGGGGAACACUCAUCAGACAACAAAGAGAUCGUUCGGAGAGGAACAAGCUGGCGGAGGUAGAGGCUUUGGUUAACUCAGGAGGAAGCAUACAUGAUCGAUAUGCUCUCCUUUGGAAACAACAAAUGGAGAGGAGGAGACAGUUAGCUCAGCUUGGUUCAGCUACAGGUGUCUACAAAACCCUUGUGAAGUAUUUGGUGGGGGUUCCCCAGGUUUUAUUAGAUUUUAUUCGCCAAAUAAAUGAUGACGAUGGGCCGAUGGAAGAACAACGACAACGCUACGGACCACCUUUAUACAGCCUUACGUCAAUGGUGCUUUUUAUUCGACUCUUGCUCUUUUUGGCUUGGGGGCGGUUUGAGGUUGGCAAAUUAAACAAGCAACAGGUAGCUGUCUUGGAGCAAGGUGUUAAUGUUUACACAAUUGAGUUUGAAAGAUUCUUAAGGUUCAUUAGUGAGGUCUUUGCGAAUUCCCCCUUCUUUAUCUCAGCAGAGGUUGCUGGUGCUAUAGAGGCAAGGAAAAAUGAUGACUUCAAAGAAAUAACUGUUCCAGCCGGAAAAACGUUUGAGGUAUCGUUGUCAGUGGACAUGAUAAAUUCUUAUAUUGCUUGGGAUUUCUCACUCGUGCAAGGCAAGGUGAACCUGGAUAUUGGAUUUAGUGUGGAGUAUGCUGAUCCUUCUGGGGUAAAAACUCUAAUAUUACCUUAUAAGCGUUACGAGUCUGAUCAAGGCAACUUCUGCACAAUCAUGGCUGGAAGCUAUAAAUUGAUAUGGGACAAUUCAUAUUCGACUUUCUUUAAAAAGGUGAUACGAUAUAAGGUGGAUUGUAUACCUCCAGUUGUGGAGCCAGUUACAUCUGCAACUCCAACGGAAGGAUGAAAAGAUCAAUUUUUUAAGUAGAAUCAUCCUGGCAGAUUGGUUUAUGUUGGAUUCAAAUUGUAUCAUGUUGUCAUUCUUAUUCUUUUUGCACUUUCUAAUGUUGGUUAUCUUUAUUGGGUUUCUUGACUUCUUCUUUACUUCAUUGGCAUUUUCUAUUUGUUUGGUCCUAAGAACGUUAUGCCCUGUAUAAAAACUUGUAUAUUACAAGAAACUAAUAUAAUCAUUCCUCACACAACCGUAAAUGUAUUUCAUUUAUUUCUGCUUA
Messenger RNA from Ziziphus jujuba (common jujube), 1837 nucleotides. RefSeq lists its product as uncharacterized. NCBI's taxonomy places the organism in Eukaryota, Viridiplantae, Streptophyta, Magnoliopsida, Rosales, Rhamnaceae. Bases 253 to 1572 code for a protein of 439 amino acids. The transcript is spliced from 15 exons. The record is from RefSeq and is a predicted model, not a curated record.